Messenger RNA from Argentina anserina (silverweed cinquefoil), 2267 nucleotides. Its product is annotated as glucose-6-phosphate isomerase 1, chloroplastic. The record is from RefSeq and is a predicted model, not a curated record. Lineage: Eukaryota; Viridiplantae; Streptophyta; Magnoliopsida; Rosales; Rosaceae. The coding region runs from base 143 to 2008 and encodes 621 amino acids. Gene Ontology annotation, biological process: gluconeogenesis; glycolytic process; glucose 6-phosphate metabolic process. The transcript is spliced from 14 exons. Gene Ontology annotation, molecular function: glucose-6-phosphate isomerase activity; monosaccharide binding; carbohydrate derivative binding. Gene Ontology annotation, cellular component: cytosol.
UAAAAGCCAACCAAAUUUCAACUCCCACUACUCCCCAGCACACAAAGCACGCCUCCUCAACACAACUACACCCAGCUAUGGAGGACUGACGACUCAGCACCCUCCACUCUCAAUUUUUACUCCGAUUCUCUUAACUCCUCUAAUGGCUUCUAUUUCCGGCAUUCGCUCCUCCUCCUCUCCCGCUCUCAAGCCCCGCCUCCGUCCGGCGUCUCUGCUCCGCCGCGACUCGGUUUCGUUCGCGACGGCGGCGCGGAAUAGGAGUGAUCGGAGCUGCUUGAGUGUCUCCGUGGCGCGGGAGAUCUCGGCGGAGGUGGCGAAGAGCGACGGCGGCGUGGUGGAGGAGGAGAGGAGGAAGAAGAAGGUGCUGGAGAAGGAUCCGAGGGCGCUGUGGCGGCGGUACGUGGACUGGCUCUACCAGCACAAGGAGCUAGGGUUGUAUUUGGAUGUGAGCCGGGUCGGGUUUACCGACGAGUUCGUGGCGGAAAUGGAGCCCCGGUUCCAGGCGGCGUUUAAGGCCAUGGAGGAGCUGGAGAAGGGCGCGAUUGCCAAUCCCGAUGAGCAGAGGAUGGUCGGCCAUUACUGGCUCCGCGACCCGACGCGAGCGCCGAACUCGUUUCUUAGGGUUCAGAUUGAGAACACGCUCGAGGUUCUGCUCAAGUUCUCCGACGAUGUCGUCAGCGGUAAGAUUAAGCCGCCGUCGUCGCCGGAGGGUCGGUUUACUCAGAUACUUUCUGUUGGGAUCGGAGGCUCAGCGCUUGGACCGCAGUUUGUUGCUGAGGCAUUGGCGCCUGACCUUCCUCCUUUGAAGAUACGAUUCAUUGACAAUACUGAUCCAGCAGGAAUUGAUCAUCAGAUUGCCCAGUUAGAUCAAGAGUUGGCUUCUACUCUUGUGAUCGUGAUUUCAAAGAGUGGAGGUACUCCUGAAACUAGAAAUGGCUUACUUGAAGUACAGAAGGCUUUCCGUGAAGCUGGCCUGAGUUUCGCAAAACAGGGUGUGGCUAUAACUCAAGAAAAUUCAUUAUUAGACAACACUGCUAGGAUUGAGGGCUGGUUAGCUAGAUUCCCCAUGUUUGACUGGGUUGGUGGAAGAACAUCUGAAAUGUCUGCAGUUGGUCUUCUUCCAGCAGCUCUUCAGGGAAUUGACAUUAAAGAAAUGCUCGCUGGUGGGAAGUUGAUGGAUGAGGCUAAUAGAACCACUGUGAUUAAGGAUAACCCUGCCGCUUUGCUUGCUUUAUGCUGGUAUUGGGCUACUGAUGGAGUGGGAUCCAAGGAUAUGGUUGUUCUUCCGUAUAAGGAUAGCCUAUUAUUAUUUAGUCGAUAUUUGCAGCAGUUGGUCAUGGAAUCUAUUGGGAAAGAAUUUGACCUUGACGGUAAUCGGGUAAAUCAAGGACUCACAGUGUAUGGAAAUAAAGGGAGCACGGAUCAGCAUGCAUACAUCCAACAACUGAGAGAUGGUGUGCACAAUUUCUUUGUGACAUUUAUUGAAGUGCUAAGGGAUAGGCCUCCUGGUCAUGAUUGGGAGCUUGAACCAGGUGUUACAUGUGGUGACUACCUAUUUGGAAUGCUACAGGGAACACGAUCAGCUCUUUAUUCUAAUGACCGAGAGUCGAUUACGGUUUCUGUAGAAGAAGUGACACCUAGAUCUGUAGGUGCUCUUAUAGCACUUUAUGAGAGAGCGGUUGGGAUUUAUGCCUCACUUGUCAACAUUAAUGCUUACCAUCAACCUGGUGUGGAGGCCGGGAAGAAAGCAGCCGGAGAAGUAUUAGCUCUUCAGAAACGGGUUUUACAAGUACUCAAUGAGGCCAGCUGUAAAGAGCCUGUUGAACCAUUGACAAUAGAUGAAAUAGCGGAUCGAUGCCACUCUCCCGAAGAUAUCGAAAUGAUUUACAAAAUCAUCGCUCACAUGGCGGCCAACGACAGAGCUCUUAUUGCUGAAGGCAGUUGCGGCUCACCACGAAGCGUCAAAGUUUUCCUCAACGAGUGUAAUGUCGAUGCAUUGUAUUCUUGAAUUUCAUUCGGUCUCCAAUCUCCAUGUGCCAUAGAAAAACAAGACAACAGAAAAGAGAGUACAUCUCCCAUAAUGUGCCAUAAAAAAGAAUUAGCAAGCAUGUAUUUCAUUUCAGUCCCAUUGUAUCUGUCUGUAUUCUGAAUCGACAAUCUGGUUUAAAUUAAAACGCGGAAAUAAAAAUUCCAGUAUGAGGCUCUGUCAUUCGGACCCUUUUGUCAUAAACAACAGUUUCUAGACAAUAUUGAGGAAUAAGCUGGUU